AUGGUGGCCACAAAGGCAGGCAAAGCCAAGGGGUGUGGUGUUGGAUGGGAGGUGCUGACCACGCUGGGGUUCCUGGCAACAGGGGCCUUCCAGCGGGAGCUGGCCGAUCGGUCAGGAGUGUGCCAGUCCACCCUGAGCCGACCCAUGCCAGCUGUGUGGGACGGAAUCAUCCGAAUGUCAUCCAGCAUGGUUGGGAACAGGCUGGAGGCUGGCACUGUGCGCGAUGGGUGGCUUCUGGGGGACCGUGGCUACCCCCUAAGAACGUGGCUGAUGACCCCUCUUACAAACCCCAACACCGACCAAGAGAGGAGGUAUAAUGACCUCCAUUCCCGGACGAGAAUAAUUGUGGAGAGCGCAAUCGGCCUGCUGAAGGGACGGUGGCGAUGCCUGGACAGGUCGGGGGGGAUGCUACUGUACAGACCUGAGAAGGUGUGCCACAUUGUGAUGGCCUGUGGCGUCCUCCACAAUGUGGCACACCGCCAUGGCAUACCACUGCCAGAGAAGCACAACCCCCCACUGGAGGAACCGGAUGCCGGACCCGUCAACUGCAACCCACCCCGAGGAGCCAUACGGGCCCGGCAGAAUGUGACUUCAAGCAUGUAA
This is a messenger RNA of Gadus morhua (Atlantic cod), 603 nucleotides long. Its product is annotated as putative nuclease HARBI1. The record is from RefSeq and is a predicted model, not a curated record. Bases 1 to 603 code for a protein of 200 amino acids. The transcript is spliced from 4 exons. Lineage: Eukaryota; Metazoa; Chordata; Actinopteri; Gadiformes; Gadidae.